Molecule: messenger RNA, 1461 nt
Organism: Melospiza georgiana
Lineage: Eukaryota; Metazoa; Chordata; Aves; Passeriformes; Passerellidae
Gene: REELD1
Product: reeler domain containing 1
Exons: 6
Coding region: 1-1461 (486 amino acids)
Molecular function (GO): oxidoreductase activity, acting on metal ions
Source: RefSeq, a predicted model, not a curated record
AUGGAGGAUGGUGGGAGAGCCCACAGUGCCAUUGUUGGCUGGGCCUGCACGACCCUGUGCUUGGUGUCCUGCGUGGCCGCCUUCUCGCAGGGUGCCAGCCGUUCUGCCUGCAGCGACAUGAUGCCCAGGCACCUGAGGGUGCAGCUGCACAGCUCCAACAGCAACUACGUCACUGUCCACACCAACAUGUCCUUCUUCUUCCCGGGAGACAAGGUGCCAGUGACAGUAAGAAGCACCCGGGAUUACAUGGGCUUUAUGCUGCAAGCUCGCAGAGUGUCCAACAACGAAAUCGCUGGCACGUUCAUCUUCCUGCCUCCUGGUUCCAAGCUGCUGAAUUGUUUUGAAGAUGGUGACACUGUCACACACUCGGACAAGUCACUGAAGAGAAACCUGUCCUUCGUAUGGAAAGCACCAGACCAACCCAUUGGAGACAUCAAGUUUUUCAUCUCCAUAGUCCAGUCAUACUUUGUUUACUGGGCAAAGAUUGAAUCUGCUGUUGUGGCUCAGGGAGGGCAAAACAAGACUCUUGCUGACAAGAAGCCUGAGGCUGCAGCCCCCAUGCCCCUGCAGGGACCAGCUGACCCUCACCCCACAGCACCAGAGCCGGGUUUUGGUGUGGGGUCGGAGACUCAUCCCAUUGCCGAGCCAAAGCAGCCGGGCCGGACUUUGCGGGCUGUGCCCGGCAGGAGUAUCCGGUCCGGAGGCCAGGGGCUGGAGCCGUCCCUUCCCACCCAAGAUGUUGGAAUGGUGGAUGCCUUGCAAGGUUCCCUCUCCCAGGACAAUGCCUCCAGCUACAGCACCUCCAAUGGAAGCAUUGCCAGUCCUGCCACCCUACACUUGUGUUUGAUGUGUACAGGCAACAGGAAGGGCAGCACUGAGAGUGGGACCACCUUGAAAGCCUCCCUACGUGUGACAGCGUCUCCCUCUGCCCGGCAUGUACGCACGCACCUGGGCAGCAUUGCUGCAACCACAGCCUGGCCUGGUGAUGCCAGCACUGCUGGCAAUUUGUCCUCGGCCUCAAGGCAAAUGGCAGGAAGAGAGUUGGCACCGCAGCCAGAGAGGGCAGGCACCAGGGCCGAGGAGGACAAGGAUGAGCAGGAGGCAGCUGGGAAUACCCUGCCAUGGGUGACCAGGCCUGCUCCCGAAUCUGCUGUUCCUGGAAUAGGGGAAGGCCCUGGCAGAGGAAGCCGACUCCUUGCAGCCCAGCUUGGCCUCCUGCUGCUCUGCACGGCCGCGCUGGGGCUGGCGCUGGCGGCUGCCGUGCGCUGUGUGUGUGCCCAGCAGUGCCACAAGCGCGCCGAGGUGACCUUCAGCGAGCCCGAGCCCGACGUCAUCACCGUCACGGAACACGGGGCCGUGAUGCGCUUCCGAAGGACGCGGGACAACGGCCUCGUGCUGCUGCCAGCCCCGUGCAACUGGGUCAGCCCCUCGAGCAGCACGAGCAGGACCGUGCUGCUUUAG